Patiria miniata (bat star) is the source of this 787-nucleotide messenger RNA. RefSeq lists its product as uncharacterized. Gene Ontology annotation, molecular function: carbohydrate binding. The record is from RefSeq and is a predicted model, not a curated record. Lineage: Eukaryota; Metazoa; Echinodermata; Asteroidea; Valvatida; Asterinidae.
GUAAAGAGAAGCCCUUGGUGAAGCAGGCCUGCCAGGACGGGUUUGUUCAGAUUGACUGCCCAUCUGGCAAGGGCAUCCGCGUCAUCGACGCAAACUACGGCCGCUACUCCGGCGAGAACGUCUGCGGCACCACGGCAAACAAGAACUGCAUCGCUCCAAACGCCUUGCUGGCCGUCCAGACUAAGUGUCAGGGCAAGAGGUGGUGCAAGGUCCCCGCAACCAACGCCUUCUUCAGCGACCCCUGCCCGUGGACGCACAAGUAUCUCAAGGUUUAUUACAAGUGUGACUACCCAAUCAUGCAGAAGAAGGUCGUCUGCCAAGGCAGUAACUUGGGACUGGACUGCAGGUCUGGGUACGUCAUCAAGAUUAAUUACGCCCUCUACGGUCGGGUGCAUGGAAGCGCCGUUUGCAACAGCAACUCCUUGGGCAAUUUCAACUGCCAAGCUGAAAACGCUUUAUCGGUUGUGAAGAAUAAAUGCGAAGGGAAGAAGUGGUGCAGCGUUCCAGCCAACAACUACACCUUUGGCAACCCAUGCAAGGGAACACACAAGUACCUCUUUGUCCGCUACUGGUGCAAAAAGCAUUAGGUUCAUCAGUCUGGCUCGGUCUAUGUCCAUCAUAGAUUGAACCUGUCAUCUGAUAAACGUGCAGGAGUUAUGUCCUACAAACUAUCAAAUGAGUGUGAUUUUAGAGUUUAUAUAAAAGUAACAUAAGUAGGAGGUUCACUGACACAGCAACAUUUCUAAUCGUGGAGUUAGCAUUGGUAAAAAGGUAUCAAACAAAGUUU